Spathaspora passalidarum NRRL Y-27907 is the source of this 650-nucleotide messenger RNA. RefSeq lists its product as uncharacterized. Lineage: Eukaryota; Fungi; Ascomycota; Pichiomycetes; Serinales; Debaryomycetaceae. The record is from RefSeq and is a predicted model, not a curated record. Gene Ontology annotation, molecular function: phosphatidylinositol-3-phosphate binding. Bases 145 to 627 code for a protein of 160 amino acids. The transcript has a single exon.
UUUAAUGUUAUCACGUGAUACAUAUUGGGGAGGGGGGGAGGAGAGAGAGAGAGGGUCACUCAACAGCAAAGAAAAACUACCACAAUCGCGGUAGUUUAGACGAGGAGAAGCAGCAGCAGCACUUGGGACUUGUAACAUGUGACAAUGAAUCGAAGUAAAUCCAAUUCUAUAUCACGGCUUAACGAAGUUCUUCCUGUACCAAUUGAGCUUCACAACGGUGAAGAUUUAGAACAUCACGAUCCCACAGAAACCAACACCCAUGUCACUGAUGUGUUAGUGGGAGAACAUCACCUCAUACAAGGGACAGCCGGUAAAUCAUACAUGGUGUGGGCCAUCAAGAUCACAUUGAACGACAUGGACUAUUCCAGCAUCAUUAAAUAUAAACGAUAUAACGAAAUCGUAGAAUUUAGGUCACGGCUAGUGGAUUAUUUUAGACAUGAUGACACUAGCAGCAAUGUGCGCAUUCCCGGGUUGCCACCUCGCGACUCGUUUAGUUUCGAUCGGAUCUUAUUAGCUAAUCACUGGCUCGAAGAACGACGCAAGGGACUACAAUGGUUCAUGACUAAUGUAUUAUUAGAUCCAGUCAUCCAACGGUGUCCUAUAGUUAAAGAAUUUAUAGAGAAUUAGGCUUUUGAAUAUACGAAAUUAGU